CAAAACGGCCCAGAGAGCCGGGCGUGAAACCGCUACGAACUAGAACGUGUGCGCAACUCCGCCCUCUUUUGGCGAAGCUGCUUGGCCUGACCCUUCCCGCGACCGGUCGCGCGGCAGAGCAAGCGCGUUCCGCUUGGCGGGCGGAACGUCGCUAUGGAACCGGACGGGACCUACGAGCCCGGUUUCGUGGGUAUCCGGUUCUGCCAAGAAUGCAACAACAUGCUUUACCCCAAGGAAGACAAGGAGAACCGCAUUCUGCUCUACGCGUGCCGGAAUUGCGAUUACCAGCAGGAAGCCGAUAAUAGCUGCAUCUACGUCAACAAAAUCACGCACGAAGUGGACGAACUGACCCAGAUUAUCGCCGACGUGUCCCAGGACCCCACCUUGCCGCGGACCGAAGACCACCCGUGCCAAAAGUGCGGCCACAAGGAGGCGGUGUUUUUCCAGUCGCACAGUGCCCGGGCCGAGGACGCAAUGCGCCUGUACUACGUGUGCACAGCCCCGCACUGCGGCCACCGCUGGACCGAGUGAGCCCCUACCGCCGCCCCCGCCCCCCGCCCCCCCCCCCACGUGUCA
Molecule: messenger RNA, 576 nt
Organism: Sorex fumeus (smoky shrew)
Lineage: Eukaryota; Metazoa; Chordata; Mammalia; Eulipotyphla; Soricidae
Gene: POLR2I
Product: RNA polymerase II subunit I
Exons: 6
Coding region: 154-531 (125 amino acids)
Biological process (GO): maintenance of transcriptional fidelity during transcription elongation by RNA polymerase II; DNA-templated transcription; transcription initiation at RNA polymerase II promoter
Cellular component (GO): RNA polymerase II, core complex
Molecular function (GO): zinc ion binding; DNA-directed RNA polymerase activity; nucleic acid binding
Source: RefSeq, a predicted model, not a curated record